This is a messenger RNA of Sphaeramia orbicularis (orbiculate cardinalfish), 2263 nucleotides long. RefSeq names its product adenosine deaminase 2a (gene ada2a). Lineage: Eukaryota; Metazoa; Chordata; Actinopteri; Kurtiformes; Apogonidae. The transcript is spliced from 10 exons. The record is from RefSeq and is a predicted model, not a curated record. Gene Ontology annotation, molecular function: adenosine deaminase activity. Bases 336 to 1853 code for a protein of 505 amino acids. Gene Ontology annotation, biological process: adenosine catabolic process; inosine biosynthetic process.
UGCAUGAAAGGGUUAAUUGUGUUGCAAAGGUUUAUUUUCCCAAAACCAGAAGCCUAUUUGCUUUGGGAAAAACCUAUGAAUGGUGUGUGUUAAAUACUCCCUGAUGCUCCUCUUACAGGCUAAUGUUUAUCCUUCAACAUUCAACCAAUCAAAUCAUUUUACAGACUGACAUCAGCCAAUCGUAACGAAGGGGCGGGCCUUGAGCGUGAAAUCCGCCUGACAGACUCAGCACAGAUUCGAAUUCCCCAUGUACACAACCCAAAUUUAAACCGACGCAGCCCCAGCCUUGUUUACAUACAGAUAAAACCCUGUAACCCAACAGACACUGCAGGACAAUGGCAGAGCAGCUGCAGCGCCCCCUCGUGGCUGGAGUCUGUCUGUUUAUGUGUCUUCUAGCUGGUGGUCUGUGCAUCCCAGACCCCAGGUACAGAGAGUCCCUCAUACAGGAAGAGGCCUCCAUGCAGACAGGUGGUCAGGUGGUGCUGAAUGAAAAGGAGAAGCGACUCGAUACUCGUCUGCUAAAAAUGAAGCAGGACGAGGUGGCGAGAGCAGACUUCCCUCCUGCCAUGCACUUCUUCAAAGCCAGGGAUCUCAUCAGGAACAGUCCCAUGUUCAGCCUCCUGCAGAAGAUGCCUAAAGGUGGAGCUCUUCAUGUCCAUGAUUUAGCCAUGGUGGACAUAGAGUGGCUGGUGAAAAACGUGACCUAUCGGCCCCUCUGCUACAUGUGUUUCACCAAUACCCAGUCCAUCAGAUUCAUCUUCUCAUCUCAGUGGCCCGAACCUCUGCCAAACUGUUCUCCUUGGAACCUGCUGGAAACCCUCAGAGCCAAGGUGGUCAACACGACUGAUCUAGACAACAGGAUUAGAGGAAAAUUGACGCUCUUCACCGAUCUGGACCCGGAGAAGGUCUACCCGAACCAGGACGUGGUGUGGGACAGGUUCGAGCAGGCCUUCAUGUCAAUGUGGGGUCUGGUCACAUACGCUCCUGUGUUCAGAGAAUAUUUCUACCAAGGCCUUACUGAAUUCUACAAGGACAAUGUUAUGUAUCUGGAAGUUCGUGCUUUACUCCCAGAGAUCUAUGAACUGGACGGCAGAACUCAUGACAAAGCCUGGACUCUGAAGACCUACCAGGACGUCACGAGGCAGUUCACUGCAGAACACCCAGACUUCUUCGGAACAAGAAUCAUCCUCACAGUACAUAGGGGAGCAAAUUCAUCUGUGGUGACUGAAGCUGUGGAGGAGGCCAUGAAGCUGCAGAGAGACUUCCCAGAUAUCAUGGCCGGUUUUGACCUGGUGGGCCGUGAGGACGUAGGCAGACCUCUGUGGUACUUCAGAGACGCCCUGUCGCUGCCAACAGAGAGAGGGGUUGAGCUUCCAUUCUUUUUUCAUGCUGGAGAAACAGACCUUCAGGGCACAGAUGUGGACCAGAACCUGUUGGAUGCUCUCCUGUUCAACACCUCACGCAUUGGCCAUGGCUACGCUCUGGUGCGCCAUCCAGUGGCCAAAGAGCUGUCUAGGAAAAAAGGGGUGGCUCUGGAAGUGUGUCCCAUCUCCAAUCAGGUAAUGAAGCUGGUAACUGAUCUGCGAAACCAUCCCGCAGCGGCGCUGAUGUCAGAGAACCACCCACUGGUCAUCAGUUCUGAUGACCCUGCCAUGUUCGGCGCCUCUGGCCUCUCUUACGACUUCUAUGAGGCUUUUGUGGGUUUUGGCGGACUAAGAUCCCACUUAGGCUCUCUCAAAGCUCUGGCCAUAAACUCCAUCAGAUACAGUUCUUUGAAUGCAAGUCAACAGGAGAAAGCCCUGACUCUUUGGCAGAGGAGAUGGGACAAGUUUGUAUCUGAAAAUGCAUUCUAGAGAAUACAAAUACCUCUGGGUGAUCAUCAUGCUGAUACCUGUGUACUUUCAAAAUUUUGGAAGAAGUCUGUAAUGAAAAUAGGAGGUGUAAACCUUACUGCCAGGUGAGCAGGUUCAUUAAAACAGCGUACAUGGAUACGGUAUUACACCACCACUAAGUACAGCUUCCAUAUACAGCAGAUAAAAUGGCCUAAUACUUGAAACAAGUUAAAAGAGUGUCCAAUCAUCUCUGAGCAAUGUUUUAAAAUGUGUUUGCACUUUAAGGUUUGCGUGUUUUUGGGGAGCAAGAAUAUGUUAAGACAGUGUUUUUCAACCUUGGGGUCGGGACCUCAUGUGGGAUCACCUGGAAUUCAAAUGGGGUCGCCUGAAAUUUCUAGUAAUUGAUAAAAAUAAAAAAAUAUAUGGUGAGU